UCAGUGAAUGCAACAAUCGACAGCGCGACAUUUGUCUUCGCCUUGCACGUCGCGCUUGCCAACAACACGGCACCACGCCUGGUUAUUCAACUUCCGGUAUGGAGGGGCGUGAAAGUCAAAGGGCCCUUCUUCUCAUUGCUCAUGCCAGAGUUGGUGCUGAAGAGUAGUGACAUCGUUGAGUACAUCCUGCAGAGUGUGGUGGACUCGGCCAUUGGGAAAAUCAAUUGGGAAAGUUGCUCUUCCAGCGUUCUGUUGGACAGAAUUCUGGCCGUGAUUCCGUUCAAUUCCAUAAAUAUUACGCUGCCAAAUAUAGAAAGUGUCGGUACAGUGCAACUUAGAAAAAUCGGAAGUGUGAGUCGCGCCUGCCCCAUGUCCACAAUGAAAACUGUGAGCAACGGAAUUCCGUCGUAUCAUUUCAAUGUGUGCUUCAAUGUUACAGACGUCGUUAUAAAGGUUCCAGAGGAGGAUCUCACUGUGUCAAUUGGUCGGGCAAGAUUCAACAUCUACCUGCUGAUACACAAAUCAGCAAAAGUGCCACCUAGGUUUGCCAUAUCGAUUCCUGUUUGGGAGGACGUUGAUGUCAGUGGACCUUUGGCUGCAAACUUCCUUGCGUCGAUAGGGACUCUCAGCCCUUCGCUUGUGGAGUCGAUGCUUGAAAGCACGGUCAAUUCGGCUCUUCAGUCGCUUCAAUUCACACGCUUUUGGGACUAA
Messenger RNA from Mesocestoides corti, 711 nucleotides. NCBI's taxonomy places the organism in Eukaryota, Metazoa, Platyhelminthes, Cestoda, Cyclophyllidea, Mesocestoididae. The record is from the annotation of a GenBank genome assembly.